This is a messenger RNA of Lathyrus oleraceus (garden pea), 648 nucleotides long. RefSeq lists its product as uncharacterized. The coding region runs from base 1 to 648 and encodes 215 amino acids. The record is from RefSeq and is a predicted model, not a curated record. Lineage: Eukaryota; Viridiplantae; Streptophyta; Magnoliopsida; Fabales; Fabaceae. The transcript is spliced from 2 exons.
AUGGCCGAAAGACCACAAAACCGUCCAUUGAAGUAUUAUGAUGUUCCAUCGCAAGCAGAACCGCAUAACAACAUUGUUUCCUCUGCCAUCAAUCGAAACGAUUUCGAGUUGAAAACUUUGUUGUUAUCAAUCGUUCAACAAAACCAAUUUUUAGAUAGUCCUACAGACGACCCUAACUUACAUUUGUCAGUGUUUGUGCAGUAUGCAGACACAGUGAAAGCAAAUGGUGGAGGUGAAUGUGCUGCUGUAGAAAAAUCAACUCUGAAAGGCGGAAUGUACGAAGUCAAUGGCAUAGACCGCGUCAAUGCUAAAGUAUAUGCGCUUACUCAAAAGAUUGAAAGCUUGACCAUAACACCAGCAACUACCGUAGCUAUCAUAACACCAAACUGUGAAUUAUGUGGAACCCUUGGGCACAUUAAUGUUGAUUGUCAGUUAUUGGUUGGUGUUCCCACCGACCAAAUAAACUAUGCUCAAGGAAACCCAUAUUUAAACACUUACAAUCAUGUCUGGAGAAACCAUCCAAAUUUUUCCUAUAAAAGUAACAAUGCUUUGUUUCCACCAAACCCAACACCUGCUAUUCCACCUGGCUAUCAGAAAGGAACCCAGUUGCUCCAUAAGCACCUAGAAAGUCAAUUCUGGAGAUCAUGA